AUGGAGGGGCACCCAGAACUCUUCUUGGGUUUCAUUAAGUUCUGGCACGAAGAAUACAAUAUCACCUUUAAUGACGAGCCUCCAGAGGACAAGAUCGCAAUAAAUUUUGUAGAUAAAAUAAAGGUAGCCUUGCUUUUUCGGGAACACCAUGAUUUGCUCGAGGAAUUCACACAUUUCCUACCUGAUGCCACUGGAAUGGCUCAUUUGCCACAUGCUCUGCCCACAAGAAACUCAUCUGGAAAUUUCUUGCGAUCUGCAGAUGAGAGGAGCUUGGUAAUGCCCAUGGUGCCGCAAGUGCAUGGAGAGAAGUUGCUGAUCGUCUGUUAUGUGCCACUCAUUGCCCGUCCUGAAUCAGAUGAUAAAGGAACGACGAAAGUUGAUAAGAAGCAGAGAAAACGCAAGCGGGAUGAUAAAGAUUUGGAGCAUGACAGCAACAGGGAGUCAAAUAAUGGGCAUUGCUUCUCUCACAAACAAAAAUAUGCUCAGACUCAGAGGGGUCAUGCCUUUGACCACGAUGCUGAGCAGUUGCACCAAGUUGGGGAAGGAGCUAAAUACUUUGGACUGCAUCCUAUUUUAGAAUUACGUUCGAAGGAAGGACAUCUGGCUAGACAAAUGAAGGGAGAGAAAAACCAAGAGUGGUUUGAUAAAAAUGGUCCUAAAGAUGUUGCACCUCCCAAGGUUCCUGUGCUCCCAAAUAGAGAAAAAGAUGUGACCGCACCUAUCUUGGGGCUCGACCUUUUGAAGAAUUGUCGAAUACCCCCUGCAAGCCAAUGGACAGAACUCGAGGCAUCUGUACUGAAGAGAGAGAAAGAGGGGAAGCAGUUUGACAAAAAUGGUGCUAAUGAUGUUGCACUUCCCAAUGUUCCCGUGCUCCUUAAUGAAGACGUAUGGCCAAACCAAUCUUGGAGCCUAACCUCUCGAACUGUCAAAGCCGUAACCCUAGUUAUUGUUAUCAUCCAGAGAAAGUUCAAGCUCGACACGUUGUUAAAGUCGGCUAAUGAAGCUGUCAGGUGCGUUGAACAAUUGAUAGAAAAGAUGAAUGAUAAUACAAUCAAGCCAAGCAGCCCAAUCCAUGUCGAGGACCACUUCACUGGUCCAAGUCUAAGGUGCAUUGAAAAAUUAUAUUAUGAUUCUGGGCUGGAUAUGUUGAACUUACUACAGAAUAAUGCAAGUGCUGCAUCGCCCGUUAUAUUAGCUCGCUUGAAGCAGAAACAAGAGGAAUUGUUAAAAUGUCAUUCGGAUCUUAAUAAGGCUUGGGCUGAAGUUUAUGCUAAGAACCAUCCCAAUCGCUCAACAGUGUAGCUUCCAUGUCAAGCAACAGGAUAUAAUGAGCUUGAGCACCAAAGUGCUAUUAGAAUGAGGACUCGACUGAGCAUCUCUUCAUCGAUUGUUCAUUUGCAAGAAAAGAGGAGGGUUUCCUUAUCUUUUUGGUAUUGAAUGGGUUUUGCCGUGCUCCAUUGAGUCUCUAUUCUUGUCUUGACAAGGUGGAGGCAAAGGAAAGAUAGGGAAGAAAGCUUGUUGUCUUUGUUUACCAGCCGGAAUCUGGUUUCUAUGGUUGGAAAGAUAGAAUCGCUGCUUCAGGAAUCGGAAAGAAGAAACAUUGGAGGUUUUCAAUUUGGCUUGAAGUGUACCUUUGGGGAUGGGCAAUUGCAUCAAAAGCUAUAUGCUUUAGCUCAUUUUCCUGAUUGUUAUAUAGAUGUGUACAUUGUAUUUUCCUUUGGUUUUAUUCUUUGUAAUUCUUUAGGCUUUGGCCUCCUUUCAAUAAAAUCAUCACGGUUCUAAAAAAAAAAAAAAACUAUUGUGUUGUAUUGUUUCUGAAGAUGGUCAAAUAGUAGGAAGCUGCAUUCCUCAACUUCCUAAAAGAAUAAAAACAGGAUAUUGUCCUGUUUUAAAAUUAAAGAAAAAUAGUCUUCUUGCAUUGAAGCGUGUGUGGGAUUUCUGUUAUCAUCUGGAAUUUUGAGCAUAUUGAAUAAUCUAACAUUGGCUUAGUAGUAAAAGAGACUUGUAUUAAAUGGUUUAGAGUUGGAUAUAAUGUUUUCUUUAGAGUUAGCACUACAAGAAAAGGUGGAAUAGCCGACAAUAGGUGGAUCCUUUCCCAGCACUACGUAAAAAAAGGUGCCAGCAAACGAUCCAUGUAAAUAGAAAAAGACACCCUCGACCAUUCUCUCACCGCCCUAACUCU
This is a messenger RNA of Magnolia sinica, 2182 nucleotides long. RefSeq names its product paired amphipathic helix protein Sin3-like 4. Gene Ontology annotation, biological process: negative regulation of transcription by RNA polymerase II. Gene Ontology annotation, molecular function: transcription corepressor activity. The transcript is spliced from 9 exons. The record is from RefSeq and is a predicted model, not a curated record. Lineage: Eukaryota; Viridiplantae; Streptophyta; Magnoliopsida; Magnoliales; Magnoliaceae. Bases 1 to 1302 code for a protein of 433 amino acids. Gene Ontology annotation, cellular component: histone deacetylase complex; chromatin.